CUGACCACCGACAAACAGCGAAGCACGGGAUAAUCAUUUAGCUAUCAAAUCAAGAAAUCAAAAAUUUCUACCAAGAGCACUAACAGAAACAGGAUCCAAAUCCUUAUGUUAGUGAAAUGAAAUUCGUUCUUGUUGUUGAUGAUGAUUAAACAAAAACAGUAAUCAAGAAAAAAAGAAGAAGAAAAUGGAUGUGGAAAGAUCGUCGCUGUGUAAUUGCGUAGUGAAUUUCUUAUUAGAGGAGAAUUAUAUAUUAACUGCAUUCGAAUUGUUACAUGAGCUUCUCGAUGACGGUAGAGACGAUCACGCUAUCCGUCUCAAGGAGUUUUUCGCUGAUCCUUCUCAAUUUCCUCCCGAUCAGAUCUCUCGCUUCAAUUCUCUUCGAGUUGCAGACCCUCAAACGUUGCUAGAAGAGAGAGAAGCAGUAAAAGAAAAGUUAUCCCUUAGUGAAUAUGAGCUCCGUUUGGUACAAGAGGACAUUUCAAAGCUGAAGACUGAAUUAGAGAAGAAAAUAGACUCGCCACAGGCAGAAUUGAGUGAGUCAAAUUCAGAUAUUUCCAAGAACUCCGGAUCAGACAUUGUACGCCAAAAGAAGGAUACUUCCUUUUCUGACUUGGGUCCUUUAAAGGAUAAUGAGCGUAGGGAUCUUAAUUGUGCUGUAAAGGAAUAUUUGCUUAUAGCAGGAUAUCGGCUUACUGCUAUGACAUUCUAUGAGGAAGUUGCAGAUCAGAACUUGGAUGUAUGGCAGAACACUCCUGCAUGUGCUCCAGAUGCAUUGCGACAUUAUUACUAUCAAUAUCUUUCGUCCACUUCGGAGGCUGCAGAGGAAAAAAUUGCCAUGCUACGGGAAAAUGAGUCGAUGAUAAAAACAAAUGAAAUGUUGAGUCAUGAAAAGGAGGAAUUGCUUAAAAAUAAAGAUUUGGCUGAUAAUGAAAUAAGUGGAUUAACUAAAUCCUUGGAAGUCUUUCAGAAAGAUCUCAAGGAGAGGGAGCACCAGAUACAAGAGUUGAAACAAUCUUGGGAGCUCCAACAGAGAGAAAUGAAUGAUUGCAGAGCCGAGAUCACUUCAUUGAAGAUGAACAUUGAAGGAUAUCGUUCUGGGAAAAGCAUAAUCACUGGGGAGGUCGACUCUAUUCAAUCCCAGACCUUAGAGAAGUACAAGGAAGAAAUAAAAUCAUUGCAAAUGGAAAUGGAAAAGUUAAAAGCAAAAAGCAAGCAAACUCUUGUAUCUGUAGAUUCAGCCAGUAAUGAGGAAGAGGCUCUUGAGACUGCAGAGGAAGUUGUCGGGAUAGAUAAGGAUAAACCUGUAGUAUUGCACCCAUAUGAUGCUGUUGAAAUUUUAGUGGAAGAUGUUCAAUCUGUGACCACUGACAACACAGAUAAAUCAGAGGAAAUCUUGUCAGAUUUAUUAAGAAAGUAUCCAAAUGGAGAUCUUAACAUUGAAAGCAAUAAAAAAGACUCUAAACAAAAUGGUGAACUCCCAUCAGAAGGCAGUGGGCAGCAUGUACAAUUGAGCAAAUUAAAAGUUGAACCUGCUUUGGAUGAUAAGGGAUCAGAAACAAUUCAGAUACUUGCAGAUGCCUUGCCAAAAAUCGUUCCUUAUGUUUUGAUCAAUCAUCGUGAGGAGCUUCUUCCAUUAAUGAUGUGCGCAAUUGAGCGUCAUCCAGAUAGCACCACACGUGAUUCCUUGACCCACACCUUGUUUAAUUUGAUCAAACGUCCAGAUGAGCAGCAAAGACGGAUCAUAAUGGAUGCUUGUGUUAGUCUUGCUAAGAAUGUUGGAGAAAUGAGAACAGAAACAGAAUUGCUUCCUCAGUGUUGGGAACAAAUAAGCCACACAUAUGAAGAGCGUAGAUUACUUGUUGCUCAAUCUUGCGGGGAGAUUGCAGAGUUUGUCAGGCCUGAGAUCCGUGAUUCUCUAAUUCUGUCUAUUGCCCAACAAUUGAUUGAAGAUUCUGCAACUGUUGUUCGAGAGGCGGCUGCACGUAACCUGGCUAUGUUGCUUCCACUAUUCCCAAAUGUGGACAAAUAUUUCAAGGUUGAGGAGGUAAUGUUCCAACUGGUCAGUGAUCCCUCAGGGGUUGUUGUGGAAACAACACUAAGGGAGCUGCUUCCUGCUGUCAUAAAAUGGGGGAAAAAAUUAGAACACAUUUUAAGAGUCUUACUUUCCCAUUUGUUGAGCUCAGCUCAGCGUUCUCCACCACUUUCUGGAGUUGAAGGCUCAGUGGAGUCACAUUUACGUGUCUUAGGGGAACGAGAACGAUGGAAUAUUGAUGUUUUAUUGAGAAUGUUGGUGGAGCUUCUUCCCUUUGUGCACCAGAAGGCCAUUGAGACAUGCCCCUUUUCUUCAGUUCCAGAGUCUACAGAUACAUUUUUCUCGAACACUUUACUUGAACUGUAUUCAAAGGGGAAUGUUGAGUGGUUGGCAUUUGAAUGGAUGCAUGUAGAUUGCUUUCCUGAUUUGAUACAGCUGGCCUCUAUGUUACCUCAGAAAGAAGACCAUUUAAGAAACAAAAUUACCAAGUUAUUGUUGGCUGUAGGUGAUCUCUUUGGGGACUCCUAUCUGGUACACAUAAUGAUUCCUGUGUUCUUGCUAGCAGUUGGGGAUAAUGCAGAUCUGAAAUUUCUUCCAUCUGCCAGUCACUCAAGAAUUAGAGGACUGAGACCAAAAAAUGCUGUGACUGAAAAGCUUGCAACAAUGUGUGUUCUACCACUCUUCUUGGCCGGUAUUCUAGGUGCUCCCAGCAAGCAUGAACAAUUAGCAGACUAUUUGAGAAAGUUACUAGUUGAUUGCCCAGUAAAAGAGAACCAGUCAACAAAACACAAUGUUGAGAUCAUCAAUGCUGUCCGGUUUCUUUGCACCUUCGAAGAGCACCAUGGUAUGAUAUUCAAUAUAUUGUGGGAAAUGGUUGUUAGCUCCAACGUAGAGAUGAAAAUUAAUGCGGUCUAUCUGUUGAAAGCCAUAGUUCCAUAUAUUGAUGCAAAAAUUGUCUCUACCCAUGUGUUGCCCGCUCUAGUUACUCUUGGCUCAGACCAAAACCUGAAUGUGAAGCAUGCAAGCAUAGAUGCAUUUGGAGCUGUGGCACAGCAUUUUAAAAAUGACAUGAUUGUUGAUAAGAUACGUGUUCAAAUGGAUGCUUUUCUUGAAGAUGGGUCCCAUGAAGCUACUGUUGCUGUCGUACGUGGGUUAUUGGUAGCAAUACCUCACACAACAGAGAGACUUAGAGAUUACCUACUUUCUAAGAUUUUUCAGUUUACAACAACACCACCUUCUGCAAGUGACGUGGUGCGUCGUCGUGAGAGAGCAAAUGCGUUUUGUGAAUCAAUCCGUGCCCUGGAUGCUACAGAUAUAUCUGCAGCAAGUGUGCGGGAUUUCCUGCUACCUGCUAUACAAAAUCUGUUGAAAGAUCCCGAUGCAUUAGAUCCGGUGCACAAAGAAGCACUUGAGAUAAUAAUGAAGGAACGGUCAGGUGGAACUUUGGAGGCCAUCAGUUAUGUGAUGGGUACUCAUUUUGGGCUAGCGUCAUCAGUCACCAGUUUUUUUGGAGAUGGUAGUCGGUUGAGCAAGAAAGAAACCACUGAUCCUAUUUCUCCAGACCCGGAAUCCCCAAAUCCUACGCUGACACCAACAGCAGAAGAUACAAGAUUUAGGCGUAUUAUGAGGGGUAAUUUUACAGACAUGCUUAGGAGUAAAACACAGCCAAACCAAUAGCUAUCUAGUUAGACACAGAAAAUACUUUGAAGUUCGAUCAAUUACGUAAAGGUCAUCUGGUACUUGUUCAAAUUUAAUCUCGAUAAAUGCGAGGGAAGUUUUCUUAGCCCCACUUCUAUUUUUUUAAAAUUCUUGUUGUAUAGAGCUAAAUUUGAAAAUAGAUUGUAAUAUGAAUACUUACUGCCUAGGAAACACCAAGUCCCAAAUUUUAAUUCGUCUAUCUCUAUUGAUUACAAUUAUUUCUA
Messenger RNA from Mercurialis annua (annual mercury), 3954 nucleotides. RefSeq lists its product as uncharacterized. Gene Ontology annotation, biological process: intracellular cholesterol transport. Gene Ontology annotation, cellular component: trans-Golgi network; recycling endosome. The transcript has 20 exons. The record is from RefSeq and is a predicted model, not a curated record. Bases 185 to 3709 code for a protein of 1174 amino acids. NCBI's taxonomy places the organism in Eukaryota, Viridiplantae, Streptophyta, Magnoliopsida, Malpighiales, Euphorbiaceae. Gene Ontology annotation, molecular function: protein binding.